This is a messenger RNA of Annulohypoxylon maeteangense, 2862 nucleotides long. RefSeq names its product cysteine proteinase. The transcript is spliced from 5 exons. NCBI's taxonomy places the organism in Eukaryota, Fungi, Ascomycota, Sordariomycetes, Xylariales, Hypoxylaceae. The record is from RefSeq and is a predicted model, not a curated record. Gene Ontology annotation, cellular component: cytosol; nucleus. Gene Ontology annotation, molecular function: cysteine-type endopeptidase activity; cysteine-type deubiquitinase activity. Gene Ontology annotation, biological process: protein deubiquitination. The coding region runs from base 1 to 2862 and encodes 953 amino acids.
AUGAAUGGUAAUCAUCUGCCGGCUGGGCAGCCUGGAGGAGGCGUCGGCGGCGGAGGUGUAGUAAGAGGACAAGUUGACAUGGGACCGGGUACAGGACCUACCGGUGGUCGCCAACGACGACCGCCUCCUCCUCAGUAUCAACCUCAUCAUCAGAUGCAGCACCAAUACUACCACCACCAACAGCAUGUCAACCCAAUUUAUCAUAACGGCUAUAUCGCCCCUUAUGCUCAGAGCUAUUAUCAAGCUCCACACCACUAUCAGAACGGUGUUAUAGCCAACACACCAUACAUGCAGUACAACUCGUACUCACAACGAUCUCCUCCCGCGAUACAUCAACAAUACGCUCCCAUCGUGUCGUCUAAUAUGCAAUCCCAACAUCAACCCUACCCUCGACCGCCCCCACAACAACCGCAACAGCAGCAUCAGCAUCAGCAACCUUCUCCAGCACUCUCGACCCCUCCUCCUUAUGUAGCAGCAGCGCCGCCACCGCCGCCGCCGCCGCCCGUCUCUGUACCCGAAACACCUUCAUCUACGCACUCGUCGCAAGCUCUUCCAGCUCCCUUGACACCCCCUACGCCACAAACCCAGGAAGUCGCGUCUACUACCCCCGAUGUGGAACUACGGUCCCAAUUGCCAUUUAGGCCUCCUCUACCAUGGUUGUCGCGACCUGACAUACCCUUCCCGACGAAGUCCACGCGAUCCAAGAGAAGAAGGCGAAUACAAAUUCCUAAUGCUGAAUCGGUCGAGCUGCCCUCGAAUCAAGGGAAGGGCCUGGAGUCUGGGAUUGUAUCUCAUGAGGGGGUCUCAGGAGGUGAUACUUCAUUGCCCGCAACUCCUACACUCAAGUCCGCUGCUGCUACCGGCAUAAACAGUACCAGCACCGAUCUUUCUACACAAUCAGAAACCCCAUCUACGCAAGAUGUGCCGUCGGAAAUCGCACAUUCAACUUCACCCUCUACUCCUCAGUCGGUUUAUGCAGUUCAGUCUCCUACCGCUACAUCCAUCACUCCUACGAAAACCACAAAGCCCGCUUCUCGGACGGCUGUACCAGCUGUUCCCGUCGUCCCCGUAAUGCCGAAGGCAAGUUCCAAAGAAGCAACUUCGUCUAGUGCCGAAACCAAAACGUCAGAAGAGAAACAGUCUUUGCCGGAAGCGACAGCUGAAGCACCUGCGACGGAGAGCUCGCCUGAAGAUUCCCAGGUCGAAGUCAAGCCUGAAUCAACCCCCGCCCCGGUGAAAGCAGCUCCAAAGCUUUGGACUGGAUUAUUCGCCCGCUCGGCGCCCAAUCCUUCUUCAACUGGCGCCCCUGGUACAGGAUCUGCAGUCACUGGUGCUACAACGACUGGCGCUGUUCCUGACGGCACAGUUCAGAGUAACGGAAGCGUAAGCGUGGGCAGUUUUGCGAAGUCAAACGCAAGCUCUUUGGCCGAGGCUCUGCGGGCUUACAGCGUUAGCGGCGACAGGAAAAUCGCUUUUCUAGAGCCCAGGGGUUUGAUCAACACCGGGAACAUGUGCUAUAUGAAUUCCGUUUUGCAAGUUUUAAUUUUCUGUAUUCCAUUUUAUGACUUUCUGGACCAGGUUGGUAAGAAGGCGGCGCAUAGUUUCAAAAGCGAGACACCCUUAAUUGAUGCCAUGAUUAUGUUCAUGCGGGAGUACAAGGUUAUUGAUUCUGCGGUAUCGGUUGAGCAGCUUCGCCGGAGGUUGAAGAACGAGGAGCUCGAACAAUACGGCGAGCCUUUUACACCUGAGUUUGUCUACGAUGCUAUAAGGAAGCUUCCUAGAUUUUCCAGCAUGAGGCGUGGACAUCAGCAAGAUGCCGAAGAGUUUCUCGGUUUUCUACUAGAGGCGCUGCACGAUGAAUGCGCCCAAGUAAUGCGCCACCUUCCUAACUCGGCCGGAAAUUCUACGGCUGGCUCUCCUUCGGCAACAUCACCAACGAGCACUCCGGAUACCAAUGAUUGGUUGGAAGUGGGGCGACGUCAGCGCGCCGCUAUUACUCGAUCUUCCGGACACCCCAUUGCAUUAUCUCCUAUCAGCAAGGUUUUUGGCGGACAGCUAAGAUCGGAACUAAGGGUGUCGGGUCUACAAGACUCCGUGACGCUCGAGCCUUUCCAGCCACUUCAAUUAGACAUUGGUUCUCCUCAGGUCCAUAAUAUUGUUGAUGCGCUGAAGGGUCUUACUACACCAGAAACUUUGCAUGGCGAUUUUGGAUCUUCAAGGGGAAAAGAUGCGGUGGCCGUCAAACAGGUUUUCAUCGAAUCCCUGCCACCUGUUCUUAUUCUUCACCUGAAGCGUUUCCAAUUCGAUACUGAGGGUACUGGAACUGUCAAGAUCUGGAAGAAGAUUGGAUACCCACUUGAGCUCGAACUUCCGAAAGAGAUCUUUUCUCGACAGAAGAGGAACAGCUUUCUCGCAGAAGGCCAGGGCUUCCCCAAGUACAGGCUCAUCGCUGUGGUCUACCAUCAUGGUAAGAACGCAAGUGGUGGGCACUACACUGUGGAUCUCAGGCGUCAGGAUAGCCGUGAAUGGAUUCGCCUAGAUGAUACAGUGAUCCGACGCGUCAGAAGCGAAGAUGUAGCUGAGGGAGGCGCCGAAGACGAUCGCGUCAAAACAUCGACUCGACCGGACAAGAAGGAUACUGCCGUCGGUGGUUCUGGGAACAGGUUCGAAGGAAUCGGUGACAAUGAGGCCGGUGACGACGAGGGAUGGAAUAAGGUCAGCGCUCCGACUAACGGAGCCAAGAAAUGGAGUUCUGUCGUGAACGGAGCCCCGAACACUACUACGCAAACAAAAGGAAAGCAAGCAAAAGAAAACAUCAAGGACAACAAGGUUGCUUACCUUUUAUUCUACCAGAGAGUCUAG